UCUCUCCUUCCUCUGUGAGCUUCCAACUCCUCUCUCUCUGUGAUUUAGCUUCUGAACAUCAGCACCGAAAGAGAUCCGGAUUCAAUCCACGAAGACCCGGAUCCGUCGGAAAUGAACAUAUUCAGAUUAGCGGGUGACAUGACCCAUCUCGCCAGCGUCCUCGUCUUGCUCCUCAAGAUCCACACCAUCAAAUCCUGUGCUGGUGUUUCAUUGAAGACUCAAGAGCUCUACUCCCUUGUUUUUGUCACGCGCUACUUGGACAUCUUCACUGAUUUCAUAUCUUUAUAUAAUACUGUCAUGAAGCUGAUAUUCUUGGGGAGCUCUUUCUCGAUUGUUUGGUACAUUAGGCAGCACAGGGUUGUGCGCAGGUCUUAUGAUAGAGACCAAGACACCUUCCGCCACUUAUUCCUACUGGGACCAUGUCUGCUUUUGGCUCUUAUAUUCAAUGAGAAGUUCACUUUUAAGGAGGUCAUGUGGUCAUUUUCAUUAUUUUUAGAAGCCGUGGCCAUCCUUCCUCAGCUUGUGUUGUUGCAGAGAACGAGAAAUAUUGACAACUUGACAGGGCAAUACGUCUUCCUCCUUGGUGCAUAUCGAGCAUUAUACAUCCUCAACUGGAUUUACCGCUACUUCACUGAACCACACUACGUCCAUUGGACACCAUGGAUUGCUGGGAUUGUUCAAACACUGCUUUAUGCCGACUUCUUCUACUAUUACUUCCACAGUUGGAAAAACAACCAGAAGCUUCAGAUACCUGCUUGAGUUAAGCUACCCUUUACUUGGCCAUUGCUUUAGGAUACGCAAAAGGAUCGGAUACCGUAACGGGGAUUAUUGGGCUGCAGUUUUCAAAGCUCUGCUGUUUUAACUCUUCCCAAUUUGCCUGUUUCACAUGGCUUCUUGAAUCAACAACUGUUUUUAAGUACUUAGGAUUGUAUACUUCUCAGUGUCAUAAGUUCUGUAUCAUCUCAGAA
This is a messenger RNA of Argentina anserina (silverweed cinquefoil), 968 nucleotides long. Its product is annotated as ER lumen protein-retaining receptor. The coding region runs from base 112 to 759 and encodes 215 amino acids. Gene Ontology annotation, molecular function: ER lumen protein retrieval receptor activity. The transcript is spliced from 6 exons. NCBI's taxonomy places the organism in Eukaryota, Viridiplantae, Streptophyta, Magnoliopsida, Rosales, Rosaceae. Gene Ontology annotation, biological process: endoplasmic reticulum to Golgi vesicle-mediated transport; protein retention in ER lumen. The record is from RefSeq and is a predicted model, not a curated record. Gene Ontology annotation, cellular component: cis-Golgi network; endoplasmic reticulum; membrane.